Haliotis rubra (blacklip abalone) is the source of this 2046-nucleotide messenger RNA. Its product is annotated as sodium-dependent proline transporter-like. Gene Ontology annotation, molecular function: L-proline transmembrane transporter activity. NCBI's taxonomy places the organism in Eukaryota, Metazoa, Mollusca, Gastropoda, Lepetellida, Haliotidae. Gene Ontology annotation, cellular component: membrane. Bases 1 to 2046 code for a protein of 681 amino acids. Gene Ontology annotation, biological process: sodium ion transmembrane transport. The transcript is spliced from 15 exons. The record is from RefSeq and is a predicted model, not a curated record.
AUGGCCUCGGACAAAGAGGUGGAGAUUGAACGGGGCACCUGGAGCAAGAAGCUGGACUUCAUCCUGUCCUGUGUGGGCUUCUCCGUUGGGCUCGGCAACAUCUGGAGGUUCCCUUACGUGGUCUACAGGAAUGGAGGAGCCACGUUCCUGAUCCCGUACCUCAUCAUGCUGGUCAUCGCUGGCCUGCCGCUGUACUUCAUGGAGCUGGCAGUUGGUCAGUUCGCCUCCGAGGGGCCGGUCACAGUGUGGAAGGUCAGCCCCAUAUUUACAGGUAUAGGGAUCGCCAUGGUUACCAUCAGCACUAUGAUAUGUGUCUAUUAUAACAUCAUCAUAACGUACGCCAUGUACUACUUGUUUGUCUCCCUUGUCAACCUUGACCUUGAGGUACCGUGGGCAACGUGUACGAACACAUGGAAUACGCACACGUGCAGGACAGAGGCGUUUCCAGACCUCACUGGGAUGAACGAGAGCGCCAAGCUUCACAGCAUGUACGAGGAGUUAUACAACAGCACAUGUGUCUCCAUCGUCAGUUCCAACAGUACGUGGCUGCCUCACUUUGACAGCAUCAAUUCCACCAUGCUGUCAGACUCCACGUUCGACUCCUGCAAAUUUGUGUACACCUCCGCCAGCGAGGAAUAUUGGACGCGGUCUGUGCUUCGUCUACACGAAUCGACCGGAAUCCAUGACCUUGGCGACGUCAGCGUUAAGCUCCUGAUCACCCUCAUCCUGGCCUGGAUCCUCAUCUUCUUCUGUCUCCUGAAAGGCAUCAAAUCGUCAGGGAAGGUCGUGUAUUUCACCGCAACAUUCCCUUUCAUCAUCUUACUGAUCCUCCUCAUCCGGGGCCUGACGUUGCCAGGAUACGAGAAGGGUAUACAGUUCUAUGUCGUGCCCAAGCCAGAGAAACUGCGGGAAGCCAGGGUAUGGGGUGAAGCUGCCACACAGAUAUUCUACUCCCUUGGGGUGGGUUUCGGUGCCCUGCCUACCAUGUCGAGCUACAACAAGUUCCACAACAACUGCUACAGGGACGCCAUUGUAGUGGCUGUCAUUAACUGUUCCACCAGCAUAUUCGCUGGAUUCGCCAUCUUCUCUCUGCUGGGUUUUAUGGCGUACACCACGAACCAGGAGAUCGCUGACGUCGUGGACCAAGGCCCAGGUCUGACGUUCAUCGCGUACCCAGAAGGACUUGCUCGACUCCCACAGUCAUCAUUCUGGGCGUUCUUGUUCUUUUUUAUGAUCCUUACAGUAGGCCUUGACAGUCAGUUCGCCAUGAUGGAAGCAGUGAUAAGUGGAGUCUCCGACAUACAUCCCCAGUUCUUCCGGAAGAACAAGGCAGCCUUCACCUUCUUCUGUUGUGCAGUCGGGUUCCUGCUGGGCAUUCCACAGGUCACCACGGGUGGUAUCUAUGUGUUGACGCUGAUGGACUGGUACUGUGGCAACUACAACCUCAUGAUAGUGGCCCUGGCGGAGAUCAUCUGCCUCAUGUAUGUCUAUGGUAUACAGAAGUUUAGGGCUGACAUUGAGAUGAUGAUUGGACACAAGCCUAACGUGUACUGGAUGGCCACGUGGUUCGCCCUAACUCCGGCAACUAUCCUGUUCAUCAUCAUCAUUGCGAGUGUGGAGAACUCUCCUGCCAGGUACGGGGACUACACGUUCCCCCCGUGGGCGCAGGGCGUGGGGUGGGUGAUGGUCAGUCUCCCUGUGCUGCUUAUCAUUAUCGUGGCCAUCGUCCAGAUCAAAAGAUACGGCUUUAAAAACUCUUGGAAGCCUACGUCAGACUGGGGUCCUGCGAAUCCUGAAUAUCGCACAGGGCGUUAUGCCAGGGAUCUUGAUGAUUCCCUCACGACGGGCGUGAAGCGGUCGACAUACGCCAUCUCGAACUCAGUCUAUUCCAUGGAUGAAGACGAAGGCGUAAAGGGAGAUAACCAAGUAAAUCACCCGAACCAAUACAAGAUGAUACAGUGCACGGACACAGUCACUUUCAGGAGUGUUCCUCCGCCCGACUACAGCCCAGAGAGGCUGGCUAGGAUACAAGUACAGAGGCUGUAG